This is a messenger RNA of Aureobasidium pullulans EXF-150, 1478 nucleotides long. RefSeq names its product Rhamnogalacturonase A. The coding region runs from base 72 to 1412 and encodes 446 amino acids. Gene Ontology annotation, biological process: carbohydrate metabolic process. Lineage: Eukaryota; Fungi; Ascomycota; Dothideomycetes; Dothideales; Saccotheciaceae. The transcript has 3 exons. The record is from RefSeq and is a predicted model, not a curated record. Gene Ontology annotation, molecular function: polygalacturonase activity.
GUUCUCUUGUGCCCUUUUCAUCUCUAACCACCAGUCUUUCGUUAAACAUUUCCUGUCAUUCUUUCUCAACCAUGCGUUCGUUUUCUACUCUUUUGGCUUUCGCUGUCGCUCUACCUGCGCUGGUCGCAGGUGAGCUUUCCGGCAAAGUCGGUCCUACCACUUCCCACGCCACCAAGGCUGCAAAGAAGACUUGCGAUAUCACCAAGUAUGGUGCUGUUGCUGACGGCAAGACUGAUAUCAGUAUUGCUCUGAACAGCGCUUUCACUGCUUGCAAGGCUGGUGGUGUAGUUGUUAUCCCCUCUGGCAACUUUGCCAUGAGCAAGUGGGUCAAGCUUGCUAAUGGCAAUAACUGGGCUCUGCAACUUGAUGGUAUCAUCACUCGCACUGGCACUGAUGCCGGUAACAUGAUUAUGAUUGAGCAUAGUGAUAACUUCGAGAUGUUCUCGUCUACUGGAAAGGGUGCCAUUCAAGGUAAUGGCUACCAGAUCCACAAGACCGGCAGUACAUCUGGUCCCCGCCUGCUGCGUGUUUGGGACAUUACCAACUGGUCUGUUCACGACAUUACCCUGGUCGACUCUCCUUCCUUCCACUUCUCCAUCGACACCUGCACGAACGGUGAAGUUUACAACAUGGCUAUUCGUGGUGGUAACGAGGGCGGUCUCGACGGCAUCGACGUCUGGAGCAACAACAUCUGGAUUCACGAUGUCAUGGUCACCAACAAAGAUGAGUGUGUCACCGUCAAAUCACCCUCCAAGAACAUUCUUGUCGAGAACGUCUACUGCAACUGGUCAGGCGGUUGUGGCAUGGGUUCUUUCGGCACUGAUACUGCUGUCUCUGACAUCACAUACAAGAAUAUUUACACCUGGUCCAGCAACCAAAUGUUCAUGCUCAAAUCCAACGGCGGUUCGGGCACAGUAUCCAACGUCGUCCUCGAGAACUUCAUUGGGCAUGGCAAUGCGUACAGCCUAACGUUAGACGAGGCAUGGAGCUCAAUGAAGACAAUUGCCGGCAAUGGUGUCCAACUUUCCAAUUUCAAAAUUUCAAACUGGACCGGCACCGAACUCAAAGGCACCGCCCGCGGUCCCAUCAAAGUCGCCUGCGCAGCCAACGCUCCCUGCCACGACAUUUCCAUCACUGACUUCGCCAUGUGGACCGAGCAAGGCAGCUCUCAAUUCUACUCUUGCGAAAACGCAUAUGGAAGUGGAUUCUGCUUGAAGUCUGGAACCAGCUACAAGUCUUAUGCUGCUACUACCCAGUGGGUCAGCAGUGCUCCUACUGGAUAUGCUGCACCUACUAUGGCUGCGGAUUUGAAGACGGCCUUUGGUACUACGCAGAGUAUCCCGAUUCCUACUAUGCCUGCCAGCUUUUUCCCUGGUGUGCAGCCUUAUACUAAGUUGGCUGGUAGCAAGUAAGUGCGAUGAUGGCUCAUAGGGACUCUGGAAACAACGGGUGAUUGGAGGGAACGUAGUCUUCUAUUC